GUUAGGUUCACGGUUACAUAACCUCAGUUUUUGAUAUGUAAAUAGUGAUGAUAAACACUUUUAAUGUAGUGAUAAGUGUGAUAAGACUGUGUAAACAAUGGCCGGGAGUUUGGCUGGGAAAUUGGCUUUCGUAACAGGGGCUGGGUCGGGCAUUGGCCGGGCAACUUGCGGCAUUUUGGCCCGUGAGGGGGCUUCCGUGGUCGCAGCUGACCGCAACUUGGCCAGUUGUAACGAAACUGUGACCAAUAUCGUACAAGGGGGCUCUCAGAGUCACAUCUCGUUAGAGCUGGACGUGGGGGAGCAAAAAAGCAUAGAAAGUGCCUUAAAAUCGGUGCUCCAACAGUACAAAAAGCCACCUUCAAUUAUCGUAAAUUCCGCUGGUAUCACACGCGACGAUUUUUUGGUCAAACUGACUGAAAAUAAUUUUGAUGAUGUGAUCAGGAUUAACUUAAAAGGCACGUUCAUGGUCAUUCAGACCUUCGCCAGGGCUAUAAUCGAGCAGGGGGUGCAAGGGGGCUCUAUUGUGAACAUUGCCAGUACUUCGGGCAAAUAUGGUAAUCUGGGGCAGGCCAAUUACAGUGCGAGUAAGGCCGGGGUUGAAGGUUUGACGAAAACAGCGGCUAAAGAAUUUGGGAAAUUUGGAAUUCGGGUAAAUUGUGUUUUACCAGGGAUGAUAGCGACGCCUAUGACGGACGCAGUCCCUGAGAAAGUUAGGGAGAAGAGUCUUAAAUUUAUCCCUUUGGGCCGGUUUGGCAAACCUGAGGAGGUGGGAGAAGUUAUUGCAUUUUUGGCCUCUGAUAAAAGCUCAUACGUUGAUGGGGCCUCUGUUGACAUCACUGGGGGAAUUUAAAGGUGAUUCGGGGGAAUUCGGUGAUAUUUCUUGUUAUUUGGAUCAUACACUUAUAUUUUUUUAAUAAAUGUGGAAGUUUU
Messenger RNA from Tribolium castaneum (red flour beetle), 930 nucleotides. RefSeq lists its product as uncharacterized. Gene Ontology annotation, molecular function: oxidoreductase activity. The record is from RefSeq and is a predicted model, not a curated record. NCBI's taxonomy places the organism in Eukaryota, Metazoa, Arthropoda, Insecta, Coleoptera, Tenebrionidae. Bases 98 to 850 code for a protein of 250 amino acids. The transcript is spliced from 4 exons.